Messenger RNA from Cottoperca gobio, 1729 nucleotides. Its product is annotated as probable acyl-CoA dehydrogenase 6. Gene Ontology annotation, molecular function: acyl-CoA dehydrogenase activity; flavin adenine dinucleotide binding. The transcript is spliced from 9 exons. Lineage: Eukaryota; Metazoa; Chordata; Actinopteri; Perciformes; Bovichtidae. Gene Ontology annotation, biological process: fatty acid beta-oxidation using acyl-CoA dehydrogenase. The record is from RefSeq and is a predicted model, not a curated record. The coding region runs from base 39 to 1343 and encodes 434 amino acids. Gene Ontology annotation, cellular component: cytoplasm.
CACGCGCAUGCGCACACACAAGCUGCUGUCAAACAGAGAUGGCGCUGCGCGAAGGAGCUCUCCGUUUGAACCUGCUAGCCAACAACCGUAAUUUCUACAAGUUCACGUCAUUUGUCGGUGUCCGGUCGUUGUCUAACAAUGUGUCAUCUAAACCCGUAACGUCCAGUGCCAUAGAGACCGCGAGUGACCAUUUAAUCUACACACAAGAGCACUUUGCAUUAAAGGAGUCCCUCAGAAAGAUCAUCGAUCAGGAGAUCAACCCCCAUGUGGAUCAGUGGGAAGCCGAAGGGACGUUUCCAGCCCAUAAAGUCUUUAAGAUUUUAGGAAGUGCCGGAUUCCUCGGAGUCAACAAACCAGUUGAGUAUGGAGGCUUGGGUCUUGACUUCAGCUACAGCGUGGCAGUUUCAGAGGAGCUCGGCAACAUCCGCUGUGGAGGCAUCCCCAUGGCCAUCGGUGUACAGACGGACAUGGCUACUCCUGCACUGGCCAGGUUUGGCUCAGACGAGCUAAAGAAAGAGUUCCUCCUUCCCUCCAUCAUGGGAGACAAAGUGGCAUGCCUCGGUGUUAGUGAAGUCGGAGCCGGCUCUGAUGUCUCAAGUAUCAUGACCAAGGCAGUGAGGGAAGGGGAUGAAUAUGUGAUCAACGGGGGGAAAAUGUGGACCACCAACGGUACCCAGGCUGACUGGAUCUGUCUCCUCGCUAACACAAGCGACGGGCCCCCACACAGGAACAAAUCCCUCAUCUGUUUGCCCAUGAACCUCCCUGGAGUACAAAUUGCCCGCAAGAUUGAGAAACUCGGUAUGUGGUCAUCGGACACAGCUGAAGUGUUUUUCGAUGACGUCCGUGUGCCCUGCAAGAACAUCAUCGGCCAGGAAGGCAUGGGCUUCACCUAUCAGAUGCUUCAGUUCCAGGAAGAGAGGCUCUGGGCAGUGGCCAAUGUCUUGACCACGAUGGACAUCAUCAUUCAGGAGACCAUCCAGUACACCCGGCAGAGGAAGAUCUUCAAGCAGCCUGUCCUCUACCACCAGUCAGUUCACUUCAGGUUGGCUGAGCUGCAGACGGAGAUCGAGCUGCUCCGCGCCCUCCUCCACAGUGCUACAGCAUUGUACAUUAAAGGCAAUGAUGUCACCAAGCUGGCAUCCAUGGCCAAAUUAAAGGGGGGCCGCCUGGCCAGGGAAGUGGCCGACAGCUGUCUCCAGUAUUGGGGAGGAAUGGGCUUCACCAGUGAUGUGCUGGUCAGCAGAUUUUACAGAGAUUCCAGGUUAAUUUCGAUUGGGGGAGGGGCUGAUGAGGUCAUGCUGGGAAUCAUCUGCAAGUACAUGGACACACUCCCCAAGAAGUGAUGUUACCACCUGAACCGGAGGUCUGACGUUUGCUGCUAAUAAUGUGCUAAUCAUUCAGGAUGAAUUGCUAAACACAAUCACCUAAGUGCUGUUGUAUUAGGCAGUAUGUUAGAAUGCUUGACAUAUACAAGGAAGCUAAUUGUUUAAAAUGUACUGUAAUGGUUUGAAACACACAGAACUAUGAAGCUCCUGUGUUCUUGUUUUUCAUGAACUUACAAAUGUGAACAGCCUAAUUGUACUGGAAUGUAUAAUUGUUAACGAGUUCAUUCAAAUUCUAUUUUUGUUUUUUUAGAAUAGACUAAGCUAAAUAAUGUGCACAAAAAUGACUUAUGUAAAAUAAGAAAAUUGACACAUUUAUAAAAACAAUAAAGUUUAAAUGAAUCUUU